Folsomia candida is the source of this 1430-nucleotide messenger RNA. RefSeq names its product arginase, hepatic. The record is from RefSeq and is a predicted model, not a curated record. Gene Ontology annotation, cellular component: cytosol; cytoplasm; nucleus. The coding region runs from base 110 to 1354 and encodes 414 amino acids. Gene Ontology annotation, molecular function: manganese ion binding; arginase activity. The transcript has 8 exons. Lineage: Eukaryota; Metazoa; Arthropoda; Collembola; Entomobryomorpha; Isotomidae.
UUUCUCACCCAAAGUUCAAUUUCAAAGCUCAAUUCAGUGAGUUGACGUGUAUCAACAAGGACAAAAUGUGCAAAUAUUUUACAAAUUGGCAAGAGGAAUCGUUUCAGUUAUGAUUUUACAGAUUACUGGGUUUAUUGGACUUAUCCACAUUUGUGUGUCGACCUCUGUACCCCGUGAAGAAGAAUUUAACACAGAAGGAUUACAUUUAGGACAGGUUUCGCAUGAAAAUUUCCGGCAGAAUUUGACAUUGAAAAAACUGCAGCGUCAAUCAAGACAGAUUGAGUAUUGUGUAAAUCUCCUCCAAACUUAUUAUCAGCAAUCUCAAACCGGCUACGCUCAAGGUUUUCCGCGGUCCAUGGUUCCUUCGCAAGAUGGCCAACCCAAGCUGAGAAGAAUCGGGGUGCAGGGGGCUCCCAUACGCACCGGGCAGCGGAAACCGGGCGUCGAACAUGGUCCGGGUUUAAUUCGAAGUUCAGGAAUUGUCGAGUUUCUAGUCAACGAAGGUCACAAUGUUCUCGAUUAUGGGGACGUCUACUUGGGCCAACAUUUCAACGGAGAACGUGCAUAUGUCCGUAAUCCAGCCGCCGUUGCGGAGGCGACACGUUAUAUUUACUACAGCACGAAGCGAAUUCUUCAAGAUAACCGGUUUCCACUAACGUUUGGAGGAGAUCAUUCCAUGGCGAUUGCUACUUUGUCCGCCGUAUCGGAAUUUUAUCCAGACUUGGCCGUCAUUUAUAUUGACGCACACGCCGACAUUAACACGGUUCAGACGACACCUACCGGAAAUUUGCAUGGUAUGCCGCUCUCCUUCGUGAUUAGAGAGUUGAGCGGUGCAAAUGCCGCGUUAACCGAUUUCUCCUGGGUCAUUCCGAGAAUUCCCGCCGCCAACUUGGCUCACAUUGGCCUGCGUGACGUGAACGUUGGGGAAAUCGAGACGUUGAACCGAUUAGGCAUGGCGUCCUUUAAUAUGCGGGAUGUGGACAGACUAGGAAUUCGUGGCGUUGUUGACGUCGUCCUUAAUAGGAUUGGCGGGAGGACGAGACCCGUCUACAUUUCGUUCGACAUAGAUUCCUUGGACGAUCUGGAGGUCGGACAUACGACCGGAACACCAGUUCCGGGAGGUUUAACGGUACGAGAUGCGCUGUCCAUGUUGGAUGAGUUGUACAGAACGGUGAACCUGGUAGGGUUCGAACUUGCCGAGGUCAACCCUUCCCUGGGAAGUCAGGCAGAAGGUGAAAGAACGGCUACUAUCAGUGGAAAAAUUCUGGCCUGUGCUUUUGGCUCGUGUCGUGGACAUGGGCCAAUUAAGCCAGGAAAAUUCGACCCACGAAAAUUAGGAAAAGAUCACACGUAAAAUAAACCCCGUCGCGAACAUUAAAUAUCGUAAUUAUGGAACUAUGUAUGUAUCAAUAAAUACGUAUCCAUAAAUU